AUGACUGAUACUGACGACCUCAUGCACGAGUUGUGUGGCGUGAGUCUCUCAGUCAUCCAUGAUACAUGUGAUACUGCAGUAGAAUUGAUUCAACAUACAAUGCUGUCAGUGGAGCGUGCAGUCCUGGAAAGUGACACCAAGAGCAUUCUGAAGGCCCAACAAGCACUUCAGGAUGGUGAUGAGAUGGUGCCAGUAGUGGCAAUGGCAAAACUCAUUUGCGGUGGUGAAUAUUCAGAUAGUCUUCGAAUACCUCACGUGCAGCAGUUAUUACAGACUAUCGCUCGAUUACGGACUGAAAAUCAGGAAAAAGACGACGAUAACGUGCACAUUUGCAGCAGUAUCGUAUCAGCCUUGCAGAUCUACUUGCUGGAGCAAUGCGACAGCGCAGAGAGCCGUCUUGUGACUGCAUAUGAGGUUAUGUUUAGUGGUGUUGCCUUUUUAAACAUGUACGUUCAGGCGAAUUACACGGGCCCUGCAUUCGAGCAAAGGACUCUUCGUGAUGUGCUCGAUCUUGCUGCGUUCCUCGUGACUUGCUCUACUGAUAGGAGUGACAGCGAGUCGCAUAGCGAUUCACUUGUGUCACUGCAAGUAGACGGUGAAAGCCCAUUCUCUAUUUGCGAGUACCCGCAGUUCUUGCUGAUUGGUCGCUGCUUGCUUCAUUUUGUGGGCAACUACGCGUUCAACGACUGGUCAGUGGCUGCGAACGAAAUCGUGCACGGACAGAAUGAUAAUGAGGUGUCGGAUGAUGUUGUGGAAGGUCCUGCUAAGCGACAGAUUACUGGCGGAGCAGCUGUUCGCGCGCUCGAAGAGCUGCUGAAACAGGUUAUAUCAGCUACGUGGUGGAACGCGCGUGCAGCCGUUGCGCACGAACGAUUGCUACUAUCAAAACAGCCUUCUAACACGCUAUGGUUUGAAGCUCGGCGUGGAUACAUUCAGACAUUGCAGACGAAUGAACUUUUUGUGUAUGAGAAGGUCACGCAAUACUUGCGCGCUCGUGCGUAUGUGGAGUGGGGCUUGGCACAACACUACUUUGACAAGAACAAGCACGGCAAGGCUACGUUUGCACGUGCAAAAGAGAUUUCUGGUGUGAGUGUGCAGCUCAGUGGGUCCUUGGGAAAACGUACUAAGUUUCAGCAAAAAAGUGUAGCUCAGAUGGUGUUGCUUGCGGCAUCGAAGAAAGAGCCUAUAACCGUCGACGACGAAACUUCUGUCUACGUCGCGGCAGUAGCUGAGUCAACUCACGUGGACUUUGGUGGCAAGAAGAUAGAGGCGGAAGACGUGGUUGGAAAUGGCGCGGCGUGUCCUUCUGUUUCACCUGCCAAUAGCCUUACGACCGAAGCGGAGCACAUUCAGAAGCUUGUGCAUGAAGGUGAGGCUUGCUAUCGCAACGUGAAUUUGGAUCAAGUAGAUCAGGACAAUUAUCUCCUGGAAAACACGGAGUUUGAAGACCAUAAGCUCACGGAGCAAGGUAACUUGCAGAUUUUGGAUCAGAUUGUCCUGUUGGGGCUAUGUCUGGAUGUGAAGAACAGCAACGCUAAUGAUGGCCUCACUCGGGAAGAAAUGAUGCCGUACAUAACGCGUGUGCUCGAAAAUCCCAACAAUUGGAUGGUGUACUCCACGGCGCUACUGGAGCGCGCAUGGCUCGAGUGUGAGAGUUCAAAAAGACGUGAACGCGCUGUGUUGCAAAUGCAGGCCCUGGUAGACCAGCAUACCACGCGACUUACGAUUGCACAGAAUACGCUGCAGUCAAUUGUGGACUCAGCGCCAGCUCGUGAGCGUAUGCAGUUUGUGUAUUCAUUGGCUUUUCCUCCGCAAUAUGCUCUUAAGCGCGACCUGGCCGAGCGCUACUUCAAGCUUGGCAUUUUAGGCAGUGCUGUUGAAAUAUGUGAAGAACUGGAAAUGUGGGAUGACGUCGUUAAAUGCUACCAGAUUUUGGACAAGCCAAUGCGCGCCGAAAAGCUUGUUCGCGAGCGCCUGGAGGUUGCCCCCACACCAUUUAUGUGGGUCACGCUCGGAGACCUUACCCAGGAUCCAUCACAUUACGAGACAUCCUGGAGACUUUCGAAGCAGCGGUUUGCUCGCGCUAAACGCUCGCUUGGACGGUACUACUUUGAGGAUGGUGACCAUGAGGCAGCAAUCACGCAUUACGAGGAUGCGGUGCGUGUUGGUCCCAUGCAUACGGGCGCUUGGUUUACUCUUGGCGCAAUCGCGAUGCGUGUGCACCGGUGGUCACUCGCAAUGCGCGCAUUCACGCGCGUGGUACAGCUUGAACCGGACAACGGUGAAGCAUGGGGCAAUCUGGGCUCGAUCCAUCUGCACAACCAGCGUUAUGGAGAAGCCUUUGCAGUGCUGGAAGAGGCGCUCAAACAAAAACGUCACAUGUGGCAAAUGUGGGAAAACUACGCACUGUGCGCCAUGGAGACAAAGCGGUAUGGCGAGGCCAUGUACGCCAUGCACCAGCUUUUAGACAUGCGCACCAAGCACAAACGCCCAGUUGAUAUCGCAAUGCUGGCAUGGCUCGUGGAAGCUAUUGUGUAUCCGGACUCGCUAAAAAAGAUGGAACAGGAGGUUGAUACUGAAGAUAAUGCAAUUGGUCAUGCUACUACCGACGAUAAAGACUACAUCGAUCAAAUUGAUGGCAAUGACGAUUUGAUGCAGCUAGACGAAGUAGCAACAGCCACGGACUCGACUCCUCCGCGGUCUGAUUCACACCACAAGAGACAAUUGGCGAUGCUGUUUGGACGCGUGACGUCCAUCGUGACAAAUGAUGCCAAAGUGUGGGAGGUGUAUGCACACUUUAACAACGGCGUCGAUGGGCGUGCCGAGAAGGCACGUGACUGCCGCUUGAAGCAGUGUCGUGCUUUGCAAGUUGCUGGCUGGGAGCGUGACCAGCAAAAGGUGGAGGAUUUAUGUGUGGCAGUUUCUCGACUGGCCCAGGAUUACCUUGCAGAGGGUACGAAGAAGGCAUUAUGCUCAUGUCGUCUGUAUAUUCGUAGUGUGCUAACCAAAGCACAAGUAAAUUUUGGUGAUCUGGAGACUGUAAAGACACUUGCCGCUACUUUGGAUGAAGUUUAUGCCAUGGAAGCGCAACUUUAG
Molecule: messenger RNA, 3096 nt
Organism: Peronospora belbahrii
Lineage: Eukaryota; Oomycota; Peronosporomycetes; Peronosporales; Peronosporaceae
Source: the annotation of a GenBank genome assembly